This is a messenger RNA of Nezara viridula (southern green stink bug), 403 nucleotides long. The record is from the annotation of a GenBank genome assembly. NCBI's taxonomy places the organism in Eukaryota, Metazoa, Arthropoda, Insecta, Hemiptera, Pentatomidae.
AUGGAGCUUAGUGUUCAGGUAACCCUCCUCGCCUUGGUGAGCUGCGCCUUCGCCAGUGUCCUUCCGAUCGCUACCAUCGGCUCUUCGUACGCGGCACACCAGAUCGAGCACAGCGUAUCUCUUCCAGCGGCUCCAGUCGUCGCUGCGGCUCCAGCCAAGAUCGCAGCUCCCGCUGCAGCAGCUUAUGUCGCUCCAGCUCCUGCUGCUUAUGUCGCUCCAGCUCCAGCAGCUUAUGUCGCUCCAGCUCCAGCAGCUUAUGUCGCUCCAGCCCGUGCCGCUUAUGUCGCUCCUGCUGCAGCUCCAGCGGCUUACGUAGCUCCUGCCCGCGCAGCCUACGUAGCCCAAGCUCCAUUCCUGUUCUGAGCUGCUCCUGUGAUUCAAUAAAAACGUUUCCUCUCUAAAA